UUGCUCGUCCUUCACCCUCCCCCAAAGACCCCCUCAUCUGCGACCCCCGGUCGGCCGGACUGUCCACUUAGCAGCAGCACUGAACGGCCAAACCCACCAGUCUCUGAGCUCCUCCGGGGAGGGGGGGCAGGCCCUUGGCCUGUGCCAUUUUCUCAACCCAAGCCCACCUACCUUGUCGAACGCCGCUACCAGAGUCCGUAUCUUUUGCCCGUGAGAUACCUCAGUCCUCGCCGCUAUACUUGCCCUCCCAGCACAGCGUCGCGCUACCUGGCUCCGUACGCAAGUAUGGAUAGCCAAAGAGGCGAGGACGGUAAUCCUAUAUACGCCAAACUCGUAGCUAAUGUACCUGCAUUAGAAGAGUUGGGCGAGCUCGACGAAGAAAAAAAAAGAGAAGCAAAUAUCAAGGAAGACCAAGACGAUUCACCUGCUCUCCUCGAGUGUUUGUGUGCUGUGUCUGGUACCUGCCUGAAUAGAGACCUCCAUACAAACGGCCCUCCACCGCUUGUUACUCAGCCCCGAUUUCAGAAGAAAAAGGGCAUUCCCUCGCUUCGCAUCGUCACCGUCCUCGGCUCCAUUCGUGCAACCCGCAUUGCAAUUUCGAGAGACUCACCCCAAGUCUCCUCUGCUGCCACAUCGACAAACGUCUUCUCCAUCAGUCAGCCUGCAACCUAA
Molecule: messenger RNA, 672 nt
Organism: Colletotrichum abscissum
Lineage: Eukaryota; Fungi; Ascomycota; Sordariomycetes; Glomerellales; Glomerellaceae
Exons: 3
Source: RefSeq, a predicted model, not a curated record